AUGGAGCAUGAGAAGGCUGAUGGGGACACAGUGCGGGACCACGGACAGAGGGCACAAUCUGAGCUUGGGGCUGGGAACAUUAUCACCUGGGUAGGAAGGAUCCUGGAACUGGGUGAAAUGCCACCUGGGGAGAGGUGGAGUAAUGCCAAAGCCAAGCCCACCAAUCACUGGCCUGCAGAAAACUCCUUGUCCACUGGCUCCUCGGGCAGCAGCUUUGGCAGUGGGUAUAGCGUGGACAGUGAAGGAAGCAGCAGCACUGCAGGGGACACUAAUCUAUUUCCUAUUCCAAGGAUAGGAAAGGUGGGGCAGAAUGGGCAAGAGCCUAUAAAACAGCCAGGAGUAGGCAUAGGACUAGCAGACACUGAAGUUAAAACUCAGGUAAUGGGAGAAAUCAAGAUUGCACUGAAGAAAGAAAUGAAGACAGAUGGGGAACAGCUCAUAGUUGGAAUCCUCCAAUGCAGACAUAUCACCUACAAAUUUAAAUCUCCUGAUCACUUACCAGAUUUAUAUGUGAAAAUAUAUGUGAUGAACAUUUCUACCCAAGAAAAAGUUGAUCAAGAAAAAAACAAGAGUAUGUAGACAUGAUCGAGUGCCUUAGUUCAAUGAAACUUUUAGAUUCAGCCUAACUCCUGCUGGACAUUCUCUUCAGAUUUUACAUUUUUCCAAUGGAGGGAAGUUUAUGAAAGAGACCUUGAUUGGCGAAGCC
Molecule: messenger RNA, 706 nt
Organism: Delphinapterus leucas (beluga whale)
Lineage: Eukaryota; Metazoa; Chordata; Mammalia; Artiodactyla; Monodontidae
Source: RefSeq, a predicted model, not a curated record